CGCUGAAGAGGAACGCUUGCAACGUCAUGUGAUGACGUUUUAUGAGUAACGUCAGAGGAAGUUAUUCCAGUAAAUUCGCGUUAACUAACAAGUUAAAACCUUAGAGGCUUUAUCCACUCCAACGUUAAAAAACAGAGCAGUUUUUAAUCAAAGAGUCAACCUUUUCCCACCAGCACGAUGAUGAUGAUGGACGAGGAUCAGCCCAGGACAUUGUAUGUCGGGAACCUCUCCAGGGACGUGACGGAGGCCCUCAUCCUGCAAGUGUUCUCCCAGAUCGGACCCUGCAAAAGCUGUAAAAUGAUCAUUGAUACGGCCGGCAAUGACCCAUACUGCUUUGUGGAGUUCUAUGAGAACAGACACGCUGCAGCAGCUCUGGCUGCCAUGAACGGCAGGAAGAUCUUAGGCAAGGAUAUGAAAGUUAACUGGGCCUCAAUGCCAAGCAGCCAGAAGAAAGACACAAGCAAUCAUUUCCAUGUCUUUGUCGGUGACCUGAGCCCAGAAAUCUCAACAGAUGAUGUCAGAGCAGCCUUUGCACCAUUUGGAAAGAUAUCUGAUGCCCGUGUGGUGAAGGACCUGGCCACAGGCAAAUCUAAAGGAUAUGGUUUCAUCUCCUUCAUUAAUAAAUGGGAUGCAGAAAGUGCCAUUCAGCAAAUGAAUGGCCAAUGGCUGGGAGGAAGACAGAUCAGAACAAACUGGGCCACACGGAAACCAUCCGCUCCCAAACCAAACAAUGAAGCAUCUAGCAGCAAACACUUGUCUUAUGAGGAGGUUCUGAACCAGUCGAGUCCUAGCAACUGCACCGUGUAUUGUGGUGGCAUUGCUACUGGCCUUUCAGAUCAGCUGAUGAGACAGACUUUCUCUCCGUUCGGCCAGAUAAUGGAGAUCAGAGUUUUCCCAGAGAAAGGCUACUCAUUCGUGAGGUUCGAUUCUCAUGAGGGUGCCGCCCAUGCCAUAGUGUCUGUAAAUGGGACCUGCAUUGAGGGCCACACUGUGAAGUGCUACUGGGGAAAAGAAACGGCUGAUAUGAGAUCCAUGCAACAGAUGCAGAUGCCCCAGCAGAAUAAACCCACCUAUGCUGCCCAACCUUACGGACAGUGGGGUCAGUCAUACGGCAACGGUCAGCAGAUGGGUCAGUAUAUGCCCAACGGCUGGCAGAUGCCCACUUACGGCGUCUACGGGCAGGCCUGGAAUCAGCAGGGAUAUAAAUAAGUACAAAUGUGGCUGACUAAUCCCUCAGUCCAAUCAUUAAACCCCACUUCAGUGUGGCAUCUGCCCAAUGGGACUCACCAUUACACCGGUUCAGGGGUUAUUGAAAGGGCUGCAUUCAGCCCACUGUACAUUAUAUUCAGACCAUUAACUUGGAAGGAGUCCUGUCUUUUGUUUUUAGGCCCCAGGAUUUUUUUAUUUUUUUUUUUUGUCAGAUUUUCUUUUCUUAAAAGUACUGCAUUUCGGGGACUUUAAUUGUCUAGUUUUGCAACAGAUGGAAUGUCUUUUCAAUGUGUUGAAUCUGCAGGCUCAAUUUAGCUCACUCCUCAAACGGUGUAGAAAGUUUGAGGUCUAAUAUACUGCAUUCUUUCUAUGGAGUUCUUGUCUCUAAACCUGAGUUGUUCACGAAUACUUUUUUCUUUUUUUCUGUCAGUACAGCUAUGCGUUUAUAUUUUUACAAGAAAGGUUUCAAGAAUUGAGUUGUGUGAUCCUGUUAAUCAAAUAUAAAAUAUUUUAUCUUGUGACGCCUAAUGAUAAAAGUAUUCUGCAUAUAUAGAGGACAUUGUUCCGUGGCCUUGAAUAAUUUGAGGUUUCAGGAAGUUCUUGAUAAAGUUUUGGACACAAUUACUAAAGCUUUUAACAAGUUGUAUUAACACAGAGGUGCAGAAAACAUGCUUCCUUUUUGUUCAGUUUAAGCGUUAGACUUAUUCAUUUUGUAACAUGGAAUUGUUAGCUCAAUUUUUAAAACGUUUUGUUUCAUGUUUUUACAAAAUCAUGUUUGCUCGGAUCAGUUGAGGAUAUGACGGCACAGCGGCUAAUCGGCGGGAACGGCAGUGCUGUAGCAUCUUUGUAAAGAUUUUUGUAAUUCUGUGUAAAAUGAGGUUGUGAAUUAUUUCUUUAAAUCUUGUAAAUUCAGGGUUUGUUGAACAUCUGUAAUGUAAUAAUGUUGCAUGGACAUUCUGAGCUCUGUUCUUGUUACAAUCUCUUGUGAAAUCCAUAAAAAGGUGUUCAUUAGAGUUGCUGAGAUGAUGAUUUUUUUUUUAUUUUUUUUUCAAUGCUCCCUCCCUGUCCUUCACCCUCAAGAGUCACUGUUGAAUUCACAAGCCAAAGACAUUGACUACAAUGAUGCGAGAUCUUGCAUGCUUCCACUUUGCUGUAUUGAAACGAGGAUUGUAAUGUCAGUGUUUUCGAGAGGUGUAAUAUGGAAAGGUGAAGAAAUGCGAGAUGCUCCUAGGUUUCAACCACACGCUCGAGUUGCUCACAAAGCCUAAUUAUAUACCGGACACUGAUGUUUUUCCUCCUACCAUAAUUCACUUUCUUUUUUUCUUACUGGGCCCUAAAACUGAGUCAUGCUAAAAACGGAUUGAAACAAAUUGAAAAUGAGCAACUGUCUUUUUUUUUUUCUUUAAUUUUUCUUCUUUGUCAUGUAAAUUUAUCAACAUAGUUAUUUAAUGUCACUUUUUUUCUCUCUAACUGGGUUUUUUUUUAAUUUGUAAAAAGCUAGAGAGAUUUACUGUUAUUUUUAAAACACCCCGAUUAUAUGCUUCCAUCUAAUGUUGUUCUAUUUACUCUUUCAUGUGUAAAAACACUUAAUAAUAACCAUUCAAAACUA
Molecule: messenger RNA, 2818 nt
Organism: Pimephales promelas (fathead minnow)
Lineage: Eukaryota; Metazoa; Chordata; Actinopteri; Cypriniformes; Leuciscidae
Gene: tia1l
Product: cytotoxic granule-associated RNA binding protein 1, like
Molecular function (GO): RNA binding
Source: RefSeq, a predicted model, not a curated record